This is a messenger RNA of Columba livia (rock pigeon), 5001 nucleotides long. RefSeq names its product mitogen-activated protein kinase 9 (gene MAPK9). Gene Ontology annotation, cellular component: nucleus; cytoplasm. Bases 195 to 1343 code for a protein of 382 amino acids. Gene Ontology annotation, molecular function: JUN kinase activity; ATP binding. NCBI's taxonomy places the organism in Eukaryota, Metazoa, Chordata, Aves, Columbiformes, Columbidae. The transcript has 12 exons. Gene Ontology annotation, biological process: protein phosphorylation; JNK cascade. The record is from RefSeq and is a predicted model, not a curated record.
CGGGUGUGGGCUUGCCGCGGCCUGUGUGGAGCACUGGGAGGCCAUUGUGGCUGGGGCAGCUCUGCGCGCCGGGGGAGGAGGCGGCAGCGGCCCGCGAGCGCCGCGCCCCGUCCCGCUGGAGCCCGACCGCGGGAGGACAGGAUCUUGAAAACUUUACCAGACCCUUGAGAGAGAAAACUACAUGACACUACACCAUGAGUGACAGUAAAUGUGAUAGUCAGUUUUACAGUGUUCAAGUUGCAGAUUCAACAUUCACUGUACUAAAACGUUACCAGCAAUUGAAGCCCAUAGGAUCAGGGGCACAGGGGAUUGUUUGUGCUGCGUUUGAUACAGUCCUUGGAAUAAAUGUUGCUGUAAAGAAGCUGAGUCGUCCUUUUCAGAAUCAAACCCACGCAAAAAGAGCUUACAGAGAGCUUGUUCUUUUAAAAUGUGUCAAUCACAAGAAUAUAAUUAGUUUAUUAAAUGUAUUUACACCGCAGAAGUCACUAGAAGAAUUUCAGGAUGUAUAUUUGGUUAUGGAGCUGAUGGAUGCAAAUUUGUGCCAGGUUAUUCAUAUGGAAUUGGAUCAUGAAAGAAUGUCUUAUCUUCUUUACCAAAUGCUAUGUGGUAUCAAACAUCUCCACUCAGCUGGUAUCAUCCACAGAGAUUUGAAACCCAGCAACAUAGUAGUAAAGUCAGAUUGUACACUCAAAAUCCUUGAUUUUGGACUGGCAAGAACAGCGUGUACUAACUUUAUGAUGACUCCGUAUGUGGUAACACGGUACUACAGAGCACCAGAGGUUAUCCUUGGAAUGGGAUAUAAAGAGAAUGUGGAUAUCUGGUCUGUUGGGUGUAUUAUGGCAGAAAUGGUCCUCCAUAAAGUCCUGUUCCCAGGAAGAGAUUAUAUUGAUCAAUGGAAUAAAGUUAUUGAACAAUUAGGAACACCGUCAGCAGAUUUCAUGAAGAAACUACAGCCUACAGUGAGGAAUUAUGUAGAAAACAGGCCAAAAUAUCCGGGUAUUAAAUUUGAAGAGCUCUUCCCAGACUGGAUAUUUCCAUCAGAAUCUGAUCGUGACAAGUUAAAAACCAGCCAAGCUAGAGAUUUAUUAUCAAAAAUGCUUGUAGUAGAUCCAGACAAGAGAAUUUCUGUAGAUGAAGCCUUACGUCAUCCUUAUAUUACUGUUUGGUAUGAUCCAGCUGAAGCAGAAGCUCCUCCACCUCAAAUCUAUGAUGCACAACUGGAAGAAAGAGAACAUGCAAUUGAAGAAUGGAAAGAAUUAAUAUACAAAGAAGUAAUGGAUUGGGAAGAAAGGAGCAAGAAUGGUGUGGUAAAAGACCAGCCCUCAGCACAGAUGCAGCAGUGAAUAGCAACACCAGUCCUUCCCAGUCAUCAUCUAUCAAUGACAUUUCAUCCAUGUCAACAGAGCAAACAUUGGCCUCAGAUACAGACAGCAGCCUCGAUGCCUUGACAGGACCCCUCGAAGGAUGUCGGUGAUCAGCCAGGAUUGCAGACUUGAUCUUGGAAAAGAACUCUUGCUUCCAUUGGGCCUGAAUUGCUUGUAAGUUAAUGGAACCAAGUAGAAAAACUCCAUGUUCUGCAUGUUCUGCUAAAGUAAUGCCUGUUUUUUUACUCAGUUGUUAUGAAAUUGCCUGCUUAAUGUUGUAGAAUGAAAGCAAAUCAAUGUCUAAAGAACAAAAAAUUUAAAGUUAGACACUGUUACAGGCUUUUCUUCAUUUCAGCCUAUUUCAGGUGAGCAGUUAUAAUUGACUUUUAGCCAAUAGCUCCUCUUAAGUGGGUUCAUGAAUCUUCAGUCCCAACUGGCAGGCUUCUGUGACACAAUGGUUGUUUACAUUUUAAUACAGUAUUGCUCAUUAUUAGGUUUUUUGAAUGUAUCGUCUCUAUGAAGUUGGAUUUACCGUGUGACUGUGGCAGUUUGCUUUAUUUAACAACUGGAGUGUUAUAUCUAAGUGUGAACUCGCACAUCAAACACUCUCAGAACUAUGUUUAAAGGGCAGUUAUUUUUCCACAUAGCACUUUUUUUAACUGAGCCCUUUCUAUCUUCACUUUCCAACGAUGCUGUCUAUCUUCUUGUAGAAGAGAUAAACAUGAAGUUUAAAGAAUAUGGCCAUUACUUUUUAUUUCAUCUAUGACUAUGUCUCUAACUUCUUCAGUUUUUUAAACAUAGAUGGAAGGUACAGUGGCUUAAUUAAAUCGUAAGGAAGGAUGAGUGACUUACCUGUGAAGCAGUGCCUGUUUAGAAGAGGAGAGAAUGCUAAAAUGUUCUAUAUUUUCUAGCUUGUGAUACUGGUCCUUUAACAAAAACAAACAGAAAAAUAAAUAUGUCAUGCUCUUCAUUCACUGCAAACUCUGAUAAAAGGACAGGUGAGUUGGAGAGACUCGCAGCCUCAAAAAGAGCUGCAUAAAUGUUUUCCAUUUUUUUAAUGGGUCCAUUCUAUCUAGUGAGUAACGUAAGAAAUAAAAAUACAGUAGUUUUGAGUCACUUAUAAAUUAACAAACCCUAGCUCUGUUACCACAGUAGGAAAACCUCUCCAUUUGUACUGGGGGAGGAAAACAUUUAAUACAUAUUUUCUAAAUACAGUGUCAGAGAAGAAGAGAUUAUUUGCUGUUUCAAUACAGUUUUCAGAAUCAGGUAAUACAAACAUUGCCUGUACAUUGCAUGAUAUGUUGAAUUAGAAAAUGCGUUUGCAGUAGAGUAGGGCUUAAAUUGCUUUAUACUACACACUUGUGAAUUUGGGCACAUUCAGUUUGGAGUGCACAGGUGUGAAACUUUGCUAAAGGAUCUUGUGUGUGUGUGUGUGUGCAUGUGUGUGAGAUUAAACUAUAUAAGAGUAAUAGAUGUACACGAUGAGGUAAAACACCACUUUUCUUAAAGGCACUAUAUUUAGCUGUUGAUCCAGAUACUCUUGACUUGAAUAUAUAAAUAGAACUUAUAAGAUAUACUGGCCCAGCCAGCCACUGCAUUACUGACAUAUUUCUCUUGGAAAAGAAAGUUGUCCAUGGUUUCUGACCUUACAAUUUGAAAAGCAGCAAUUUCUCUUUAUGCAAACUUUGCUUUUAUAUUACAAUUUUGCCCCUUUUUAAUGGCUUAAUUUGCUGUAGCAAAAAUAUUGAGGUUUUACUGUCCCAGGAGAUUAAAUACUUUGGUGUUUUGGUUUUUUUAUUUUAAUAUGAUGUUAACUUCCAAAUUGUCAUCUGGAAUCUUGUAUUCUUAAAAUUCUGUUUAAUUGAAUUGUGGGAUGUUUAGGCUUGCGUUUUUUCCUUGUUUUCUUUUAAACCUACAGAUACCUUAAUUUAUCUUUGGAUACUGACAGUGCAUGUGAAGCAUUUUUAGUGCAUUUUUGUUACUGGAAAAAGCAUUUUAAAAUACCUAUUUACCAUAUUGCAGAAUGGUACAGGUUGCUAUUCCUCUGUGGUUUUUAAAUCCCUUUUAUUUGUGUACAUUAGAACUACUGAAGGCACCUAUUCAACAUGAACAGUAGUGAUGCACUAUGGAAGUAAUCUACUGGAUCUCAUUUUCAAAGGUUUUUUAAAUUGUUUUCAGCUGAAGUUGCACUGUGCUACGUUAGUUUUAACACCGCAUUAGGAGACGCAACGCAACGAAGUUUUGCUUUUUAGGCGUGUAUGUUUUGGAUAUUUGCAGAGUUGAAUUUUUCCUCUUGGACUUGGGCUGCUCAGAACAAGGGGGAGUUGGACCAGGUGACCUCCAGGUCCCUUUCAACUUAAAUUAUUCAGUGAUUCAAAUUAUCUUUUGGUGGUUUUUAACACAACUGCCCUAUGUCCAUGAUUUGAACUGGUAUCCAACUUUCUAAUACACACUAGUAGCUUGAAUAUGUUCUCUUGGAACAAAAAAAACCUCCUGAGAUUGACUGAGUUUAUUUGUAAAUCUUGUUGCAGGAAAAGCUGCCUCAUACCUUAUUUUUCUAAUGCCAUCUUGCUGUGGCACACAUUGAAGCUCCAAAAUGUUACAGAAAUGUUGCUGCCUCCGGAGCACACAUGAAAUGUCUGUGAAUAUUGUGGAUUUUGAUUCCAUUAUUAUUUAAAACCAAAUUGCUAAUGACCUGAACGAACACCCAUUUUAAGGAGGCACAUACACAGAUUACAGAUUACAGAAAACUCAUGCAGAAUAGGCGCAUGCUAAAGUUCCUGUGCUGGUUCAUUGUGCACUUGCAGACUAUCAAUGCACUGCAUGUGGGUGAGGUACACGUGUAUAGUCGUAUUCCUGACUGCAGAUCAAGCCCAGUGCCACGUUUGUGAAAUGGUCCUUGAUGCUGGGAGAACAAAAUGGAAAACAAGAUGCACAUGUAACUUGACAGGGGUUUAAAAGUUUAGAGAGUUUGAUGUGCAAUAUAAUCACUUUUAUUUCUAAUACUAAAAUAAUGUAUGUAAAGUGAUGCAGUUGACCAUUUUUUUGCACUUUGGCAUUUAUAAAUAUUUAUAUGUAUUUAAAGAUUAAGAAUGUGUGUGUGUAUACAUAUACAUUAUAUAUUAAGAAACCUGCUCAGUUUUCUUAACAGGAAUGUUACUUUGAGAGACUUUGUAUAGUGUUAAACACUACUGCGGCAUACAAACAGUUCAUGAAAUCUGACUAAAAAUAAGUGGUGGUCAACAUAGAUACAAUCUGUAGUCUUAACUGCUCACCUGAAAAAAAUAAUCUAUGGCUAUUGAUCAGAUUAUUUACCAGAAAUGUUAUGCAAAGUGUAUGAACACUGAGUAGCUGAAUGGCAUUGCAGAAAUGGAGUAUGUUUUAAACAGUUCAUUUCAUCUGUGCUCAUAUCAUUUUUCCUCAAAAAAACCAACAAAACCAAACUUAAAAAGAGAAGCUUGACCUUUAGAAAUCUGGAUAAGCAGCCUGCGACUGUGCUUUGAGGAAAUACUGUGAUAUGACAAGUCUAGGUCUUUAUUGAAGACGACGAGAGAUGAAUGUCAAAAUUAAGGCUUUGUCUGCAUGAAUAAUACAAAAUAAACUAGUCUUUUGAUUGGAAAUUAGUAUUUGCAAACAG